GAAAAGAGCAAGACGACAAAUGCUUCCUCAUUGAUAACGCAGUCUCUUACGUGGACCAUAACCUGAGGAUUAAUUUUCUCUGAUUUUCUACGCCUACGAAAUACACGCCUUUAAGUAGGCUAUAUAGACUACUUACAUACAACAACGCGGGACAUACAGCCCUACUUAUUUUAGUUAGCAUAUUUGUCGUGACGACUGAGACAUAUAGCCUAAUUCAACAACAGAUUUCAGUUUGACUACAUCAUGGAACAAGUGAUGCCACUGUCAGCUGGUUUUCGCUCUUCAUUAAAACGUCAGACCGCCAUUGACAUGUACGACCAUAUGUCAUUGUUUUCUGGAUAUCUCCGGCCAGGAGAUGACGACCAGUCAGUCCAAGAGGUUCCCUCUGGCUUUGACUGUAUUACACAUGACAUGGAGCCAUGUACUGUACCACUGCUUACUCCAUGUAGCAAAGCCGUCAUGAGUCAGGCACUGAAGGACAGUUUUAAUGGGUUUGCCAAGGUGCAACGCAUCUGUGGGAUCUCAAACAACCCGCGCAAGUGGAGCAAGCAGCAUGUCAUGAAGUGGUUGCACUGGGCAUCUACUGAGUUUAGCCUCACAAAUGUUAACUUCUUCAAGUUUGACAUGGAUGGCCAAGACCUUUGCAACCUUGGAAAAGACAACUUCCUAGAGCUAGCCCCUGACUUUGUCGGUGAAAUUCUCUGGGAACACUUGGAUCAGAUGAUGAAAGAUUGUCAUGAAAGGGUUGAGCAGACUGUCUUUGCUCAGGCAGCACAAGCAGUUCCUAACUGGAUGAGCAAAGGCAAUGUUGAAGGCUUUGGAUUGGAGGAUGGCCUGUGUUCACUUCAGGUACCUGAUAACAGCUUACUGAGGGGGCUGUUUGAGACUUCAGAUGAAACAACACUAACAAAGGACCAGGAGUACUCCAUGUUUCCCAAACCCCGGCUGAGCACUGUGAAUAUUGGUUAUAUCAAAAGCAGGCAGAAGUACACAGUGGGCGCCAUCAGACCUGGCAUCUCAGAACACGUUUCAUCACAUGAUCAAAGCUCAGUGGAGAGUGUCGACAGCUUUGAAGGUGGUGCCGAGUCCAUGUUACGCUCAUGGGGCAGUCAGUCAUCUCUGGCAGACAUGCAGCGUGUUCCCUCACAAGACAGCUUUGAUGACGAGUACUCUGUAGCUCCAUUUGGUGUGGGAAAGCAGGGGCUUUCUUUUAAAGACUACGUUUUGGAAAGGAAUGAGCCCAUUGAGCAGGGUAAACCUGUAAUACCCGCAGCUGUGUUGGCUGGAUUCACAGGCAGUGGUCCAAUCCAGCUAUGGCAGUUCCUGCUAGAGCUGUUGACAGAUAAAGCAUGCCAAACCAUCAUUAGCUGGACGGGUGAUGGAUGGGAGUUUAAGCUCAUUGACCCUGAUGAGGUGGCUCGGCGCUGGGGACGAAGGAAAAACAAACCUAAGAUGAACUACGAAAAACUAAGCCGAGGCCUGCGCUACUAUUAUGACAAGAAUAUUAUUCACAAAACGCCUGGAAAACGCUAUGUGUACCGCUUUGUCUGUGAUCUCCAAAACCUACUGGGCUACUCAGCUGAGGACUUGCAUAUCAUGUUGGGGGUUCAACCUGACGCUGAUGACUGAGCAAGCUGGAGUGUUUCUCAGUGUUGAGCGAGGUGAUGAAGUUUUGACCCUCCAUGUGGAGAAAUUGGCUUCUUGAGCACCUCCAUUUCGUAGUUGGCGAGGUUCGUUGUUCUUAGGUCAGUGGGGGCACGAUGCUGUCAGUAGCUGACCAAGAGUUUCUUUAUUUGAUAAGAGUGGACCUCAAGCGUGGAAAUGCAUUGCUGUGCAAGCUCUGAUUAUGUGGAGCAUCCUGCCAUUUCCUUAAUUAACAGAACAGAAGUGAAGUUGAGGUGAUAAUAGAAUUAUAUCCGAAAUACUUAUGCACUGGUUGUGGUAGCACUGUAAAAUUGCUAAUUAAAUUAGCUACUGCUUAGUGUGAACUGGUGGCAAUUGUGUUCCAUAUCAGAGCGAUAUGAGGAAUAUCUUGAUAUCUUGGUAUAACAGCAUCUCCGUUGGAAAAACGGUAGGCCUAUGUUAUAUUGUUUCAUUCAGUGUGACAAUGUAAUUACGUAUUUGGUUCUUAAAACGAUUUAGAAGCUCACUGUGGGUGUAUCAUCAACCCAAGAUUCUACUGGCCCGUCUCAGUUAGAAGUGUGGCACUGUCACCUUUAGCCAGGUCAAUGCAUGGUCCUCUGCGUCUUAUUAAAAUAAAUGAUUGCAAAUGGAAUGGCCUUAUUGUCAGUACUUUAAAACAGAUGCCUUGUAAUUCAUGUACUUUUGCUGUAGUUUAUCUUUGGGGAAUGUAGCCAAUUCACUGAGGCAUGAAUGCCACAAUUUUUUAUCGCUCAGGCCAAAGUGUGAUAUGAAUGUAUAAUGUCUGUUUUAUGAUUGCAUUUAGCUGUUUUUAAAACCAAAGCUGUCUAUCAUGAUCAGCAAAUGGUGUUCAGCUGGUGACAGGUUUGAGGAUAUUUCCUUAAAAAUUCGAAAUGAAAAUAUAAAUGAGAUGUGCCUCAGACUGUUUAUUAUACUGCUCUAAGCUAAGUUUUUGAAAUAUUUUGUUUUAUUUCUUUAUAUUUGUAUUUUGGAUCUUAAGCCACAAACCUUGUGUACAUUUGCUGCUUUGCUUUUAAUGGGAUGUUUGUAAACAUCACAUUUUCCUGACUACAGAAAUCCUUAAAUCUGAUAGUGAGCACUAUGUGAGAUUGCUCUGGCAAUCAUUUGAAAUCUGUUUCUAGUACUACAUAUUUGCAUGUAAUGUCUUACACUUGGAUGCACAAUUUAUUUAUAUGGUUGCAGAAUAGUCAUUUGACGCCAUAUAAAAUGCUAUGAAUGUAUUACUAAAUGCCACCAGUUUGGAUUUUUAGAUUUUUAAUUAACUCUGAACCAUCUGUCCUCAGAACAUAUGUGGACUUUGUCUAUGUAAUGUUUGUCCAUUUAAAAUUGAGACCGUUGUAUUGGAAAAAAACGAGAACUGUUUCCUGCUGUGUUUUUAUAAAGCGCUAUUUUUAUAUGAACUGUUUUAUUAUUUUUGUGUGAGUAUUAAACCAUUGGAAUAUUUAAAAUAUUUUUUUGUAGAAGUACCACAAAUUGAUGUGGAAACAAGAGGAAGAUAGUUCUGCAGAUCUUUUAUUUAUUUUGUCUUACUGAAUGUGAGCCUGUGGCAGAAUCCCUAUAUUACAUAACUAUUUGUUUUACUGCUGUAUCUUAGUGUAGUAAGAUUGGUUCACUCUUAUCAACUGUGAUGUUGUGUAUAAUGCAAGUCAGUAAAUAUAUCUGUAUCCAUAUGCGAACAGAAGCCAUACUUUACAGCUCCAACUGUGAUUACGUAAAAUAUUUUCUGACGCAAAUUAUUGACAAAUGUAUGCCUUUCAUAAUUAUAUCCAAUGAAUUUAAUUGGAGCCAAGUCAAGAAGCAUCUUACGGAGAAUGCUAGAAAUAGGAUGCACCAUAGAUUUUUAUUUGUAAUAAAUGUACAAAACACUCAAAAAAGCUGGUUUUACUUACCGUUGUGGUUUAUUGUGUGUACUGUUUAUUGAUGAGAGAGAGAAAAAAACAUUUCAUUAAUUUUAAGAAGAGUGUGAAACAUUUAAAACGAGUCUGAGAGUGCUCUGAAAUCCCUGGUGGAGAUGUAAAAGGGGAGAUUCUGAGGGA
Molecule: messenger RNA, 3698 nt
Organism: Sardina pilchardus (European sardine)
Lineage: Eukaryota; Metazoa; Chordata; Actinopteri; Clupeiformes; Clupeidae
Gene: ets2
Product: v-ets avian erythroblastosis virus E26 oncogene homolog 2
Exons: 10
Coding region: 244-1629 (461 amino acids)
Biological process (GO): cell differentiation; regulation of transcription by RNA polymerase II
Cellular component (GO): nucleus
Molecular function (GO): DNA-binding transcription factor activity, RNA polymerase II-specific; sequence-specific DNA binding
Source: RefSeq, a predicted model, not a curated record